CUCCCUUUCUUUUUGGAGUGACCAUUGAAGUAGUAUGCCGUGUGUUGCUAUGGCUGGGGUGGGACAAGGGGGCUGCCUUCCUGCCGGCGAGUUACCAGUUACCAGCACGACGGUCUACAGUGAUAACGUGUCUCUUUUAUACUCAUCUGUGAAGAAAACAAAGCCAUGGCAACAGGUCUAAAGGUCUACUUCUGUGGCAGCAUCCGAGCUGGCCGAGGAGAUGUGGAGAUCUAUGGCCGCAUUGUGGAGAUGCUCGGAAAGUAUGGCACUGUGUUGACACCUUUUGUGGCUGAUCCAAAUCUGACGAAAGAUUCAACUGAAGAAGGAAAGGCAAAAACUGAUAAGGAUAUCUAUGAUCGAGAUAUGAGCUUACUAGAGGAAUGCCAUGCAAUUGUUGCAGAAGUAACGCAGCCAUCACUUGGUGUUGGAUUUGAGCUUGGCCGUGGUGUGGCAAUGAAUAAGAAGAUCCUCUGCUUGUAUAGACCUCAGCCAGAGAAGAGACUGUCAGCAAUGGUCCGAGGGGCAGAGAAGGAUGGCUGUUUUACCACUAAGGACUACAAAGAAGAAGACCUCCCUGCUAUCUUCGAUGAUUUCUUCCAGAACUUUGUGCGUCGAGAUAGGAAGAACAGCCUUGACUGGAAAAGUUACGAACCAAUGUAGAUCAUAUCUAGUAAUUUCUGAAAAGGUUAACAAAGUGCUUUCAUAUCGGUUACUCAAAAUUUCUUCAGAUGGGACACAGUAUUUGAUGUACUCUUAAUGUACUUCAUUAUGAGAAAAAUGCUAUUAAGAUGCAGUUCUUUGUUAAAAUGUAACAAUGUUUAAAUCAGAAAAUUGUUUUCUGAUGUGCAUUAGAAAUAAUGUUAAUAUUUUGGUAGCACAUUUUUUUUGUCAAAAUCCACUGUAUUGUUAAAGAAAAAUAAACAUGUAAACUUUA
Molecule: messenger RNA, 934 nt
Organism: Penaeus chinensis
Lineage: Eukaryota; Metazoa; Arthropoda; Malacostraca; Decapoda; Penaeidae
Product: 2'-deoxynucleoside 5'-phosphate N-hydrolase 1-like
Exons: 5
Coding region: 166-660 (164 amino acids)
Biological process (GO): deoxyribonucleoside monophosphate catabolic process
Cellular component (GO): nucleus
Molecular function (GO): 5-hydroxymethyl-dUMP N-hydrolase activity
Source: RefSeq, a predicted model, not a curated record